GUUUCAGAGUCUGUCGUUAGUGUGUCUGUUUGUAGUGAGUGGGGAAGGCAACAAGGCGGGCAGCGUUCUUGUGCUUGACAUUCUAGUCAUUGCUUCUUUUAUUGGCAACACUCUUUCUAUAUUAUAAGAUGUGUUCGUAUUCCUUGGUAUUGCUGCUAUGGACGACCCUGGUGUCCCGGGUGUUGGUUGGUGCACAAAUUUCCACACCUGGCUCUGGUUAUGGCAGUCAGACCCGAGGACAGGGAGGUGCCAGCUCUCAGGGGUCAUCGGGUCAACAGGUCAGCGGUUCAGUUGUAGGUGGCGGCCCGGGCGUCGGCAGCGGUCCACUUCUUGGUGCUGGAUUAGGUCUUGGCAGCGGUCAAGGAAUAGGGAUUAACCUCGGCCAAGCCAAUCAAGCUGGCAGUUCUAGUCAGAGAGUCGGCAGCGGUGACAGGGCUGCACAGGUCAGCAGCGGACCUCGAGCUACUUCUGGCAGCAGCGGUCCGGCCUCUUACGCUGGUGCAAGGUAUGGCAGUCCUCAAGUGAGCAGAGUGGAUGCACUAUUUAACCCCACUGUCACCCAGCUCAUCACCAUCGACCGCUUCGUCACCCUCACUGAUCAGGCUUUCCAGAGUGUGGCUGUCACCCUCACUUCUCUCACCGUCCAGACUGUCACCACUGGAACACGCGCGGUGGCACAGACGCCGGUGGAUGACCGCGUGGCCCUCCAGACAACGGUGGUUGUCAGACCUUCAACACUAACGGUCACGUACGUGCAGUCAGACUUCAGGAUUGUGACUGAAAGGUCUCUAGACUACGUGACCAUCGCACACACCUCUUACGUCAUCAUUCAGACUACCUACACUACUACUGCUACCCAAGUGCUGUCGUACACGACAACGUUGGUGAGAACAAACAUCAAUACUAAGAGCACAGUGUUCACGGACUACCGCACAGUCACCGACACAGUCCUCGUCCCCGGAGCCCGCUACGGUUAUAGACAGCUCUAGCACCUUCAUCCAUGCUGAGAUUUUAAAGAAAGUAAUAUUAAACGUUUAACAUCAUCGGUCUGUAUAAGCUAUUAAACUUGACAUAAGCAUU
Procambarus clarkii (red swamp crayfish) is the source of this 1080-nucleotide messenger RNA. RefSeq lists its product as uncharacterized. The record is from RefSeq and is a predicted model, not a curated record. Lineage: Eukaryota; Metazoa; Arthropoda; Malacostraca; Decapoda; Cambaridae.